Candidula unifasciata is the source of this 675-nucleotide messenger RNA. The record is from the annotation of a GenBank genome assembly. Lineage: Eukaryota; Metazoa; Mollusca; Gastropoda; Stylommatophora; Geomitridae.
AUGUCUGAGCGACCUACUUUAGUGAAUGGUUACCUAGGACCACAGCCUCUCUUCAGCCAGCUGGGAUUGUCCACUAAGAGUCACCAUGAAGCCGAAUUUGAAACUCCAGAAAAUGAAUUUGUGAUCAAAAUGAGAGCAACAAAGCCGGUCAAGAUCACAAGUAAAGUUGUCAGUGAGGCUACCGGCGGAGAAUCUUUGGAGCGGGUGUUUAUCCAGACUCGUGGUGAAGAUGUCAACUUGCUGGUCAGUCUGGAUAAACCUGGGUAUCAUAGACUGCAAGUUUACGCGCUGCCGGCUUCAGAUGAUAACAAGCAGCUUCCUGGGGUUUUCAACUAUCUGAUAAACUGUAAGAGCACACCUAGGAAGUCUCGACUAUUUCCGAAGCAGUUCGCUCAGUGGAAGGACGGGUGCAUACUACUGGAGCCCUUUUCUUUGGCUGGUGAUUCUGUAAAAGGAGAUGUUACGUUCAGGGUUGUGAUUCCCAAAGCUCACGCAGUGGCGGUCACGAUCGGUGAUGACUGGACUCACCUAGAACCUAAGGAAAACAGCAUCUGGACGGGUCGAGUCACUAACAUAGAAAAAUACAAGGGAAAAGGACUUAACGCUGUGCUGAAUGCUAACUUUAACGAAGCAGACGAGACAAUAUAUUCAUCGCUACUUCAAUAUACUCUUUGA